UCAGCUGCAGAGAUGAAUAACCAAGGAGUAACCUAUGCAGAACUGAAGGUAGCCAAGAACUCAAAGAGGCAGCAAAUAAAACCUAAGGGCACUAAAAGUUCCAUUUCAAUAACUGAGCAGGAAAUAACCUAUGCAGAAUUAAAUCUUCAAAAUGCUUCUCAGAAUCUUCGAGGGAAUGACAAGAACUACCACUGCAAAGAUAUACCAUCACCUCCAGAGAAGCUCAUUGCUGGGGUUCUGGGAAUCAUCUGCCUUGUUUUGAUGUCCAGUGUGGUAACAAUGAUAGUUUUUACUCCCUCUACUGUAAUACGGGAGCAGAAUAACUCCUCUCUGAUAAAAAGGCUCCAGAAAGAAUGUCAUUCUGGUCAAUGUCCAAAAGAGUGGUUUACAUAUUCCAACAAUUGCUAUUAUACUCAUUUUGAAAAAAAAACAUGGAAUGAGAGUGUAUGGCCUGUGCUACUGAGAAUUCUACUCUGCUUUAUAUAGAUAAUGAAGAAGAAAUGAAAUUCCUGAGGUCCCUAUCAAUUAUGUCAUGGAUUUCAGUCUUUCGUAAAGGCCGUGGUCAUGAAUGGAUGUGGC
Messenger RNA from Balaenoptera musculus (blue whale), 579 nucleotides. RefSeq names its product NKG2-A/NKG2-B type II integral membrane protein-like. Gene Ontology annotation, biological process: positive regulation of natural killer cell mediated cytotoxicity; stimulatory C-type lectin receptor signaling pathway. The record is from RefSeq and is a predicted model, not a curated record. NCBI's taxonomy places the organism in Eukaryota, Metazoa, Chordata, Mammalia, Artiodactyla, Balaenopteridae.